Varanus komodoensis (Komodo dragon) is the source of this 750-nucleotide messenger RNA. RefSeq names its product YjeF N-terminal domain containing 3 (gene YJEFN3). Gene Ontology annotation, molecular function: NAD(P)HX epimerase activity. Lineage: Eukaryota; Metazoa; Chordata; Lepidosauria; Squamata; Varanidae. The transcript has 6 exons. Bases 1 to 750 code for a protein of 249 amino acids. The record is from RefSeq and is a predicted model, not a curated record. Gene Ontology annotation, cellular component: mitochondrion.
AUGGAGAAACCCCUUUUCAACUCGUCCCAAAACAAGGAGGAGCUCCACCCGCUCCAUUACCUUAGCAGGACAGAAGCGAUGGCUAUCGAGCAAGAACUGCUAGAAGAGUUCCGGUUUGGACCGCAGCAGCUGAUUGAAAUCUGCGGCCAUGCCUCUGCCAUGGCGGUCACCAAGGUUUUCCCGCGAUGGUCCCUGCCGAAGAAACAGCCGACUUUGUUGGUGGUCUGUGGUUGUGAGCAGAACGGAGCGAUCGGCCUGGUGUGCGCCCGGCAUCUGCGUGUGUUUGAAUACGAGCCUACCAUUUUCUACCCCAAGCCAUCUUCUAACCCUCUUUACCGGGAUUUCAUUACCCAAUGUGAGAAAAUGGAUAUCCCUUUUCUUUCUUAUCUGCCAAACGAGAUUCAGCUCAUCAGCGAUGCCUACAACCUGGUGGUCGACGCCAUGCUGGGUGUGGAGACCAGUCCUGAGGAGGUGUGUGAACCCUACCUCUCUAUCUUGGGAAGCCUCAAGCAGAUCCAUAUUCCACUCAUCAGCCUGGACAUCCCAUCUGGAUGGGAUGUGGAGACCGGCAAUGGGAAUGGGAUCAAUCCAGAUGUCCUCAUCUCUUUGGGUGCCCCCAAACAAUGCGCCAUGCACUUCAUGGGCAAACACCACCUGGUAGCUGGCCGUUUCCUGCCCUACGACGUGGAAAGGAAAUUUGAGUUGAAUUUGCCUGAGUACCCUGGCACGGAAUGUGUUGCUUUUCUCUGA